CUCCGAGCCCAGCAUAUAACCACCCCCGCCUCACGCCCACUCAUCCCCAAGCACCAUGUCGCCCACUACAGGAAAGAUCGCACGCUUUACGGUGCACGAUGUGCGCUUCCCGACCAACGUCACAGGUGAUGGAACCGACGCCAUGAACAAGGAGUGUGACUACUCCGCCGCUAUGAUCGUCGUCGAGACGGACACGGGCGUCAAGGGCCACGGCAUGACAUUCACGAUCGGGCGCGGCAACGAUAUCGUGUGCUAUGCUAUCGAGCAGGUCGCGCAGCGUGUUGUCGGGAUGGACGCGGAGGCCAUCUUUGCCGACAUGGGCAAGUUUUAUGAUUUCCUCGUUGCAGACCCGCAGCACCGCUGGCUCGGGCCCGAGAAGGGCGUGAUCCAGCUCGCGACAGCGGCCGUCUCCAACGCCCUGUGGGACAUGUACGCCAAGACGCGGGGCAAGCCGCUCUGGAAGCUGAUCGUGGACUUUUCGCCGGAGGAGUUCGUGCGCUCCACCUGCUUCCGAUACAUUACGGACGCGAUCAGUCCGGCCGAGGCGCUGGAACUGCUGCGCGCGAAGGAGGGCGGCAAGGCUGAGCGCGAGGCGGAUGUGCGUGCGCGCGGAUACCCGGCAUACACGACGAGCGUGGGGUGGCUGGGAUACGACGACGAAAAGGUCGAGCGACUGACGAAGGAGGCGCUAGCGCAGGGCUUCAACCACUUCAAGCUCAAGGUCGGCGCGGAUGUCGCGGACGACCUGCGGCGCGGGCGCCUGAUUCGGCGCAUCAUCGACGACCCCGCGAACAUGCCCCCGGGGCGGGUCGUGGAUCCCAAGACCGUCGAGGGCAAGAACGCCGGCCCUACCGGCUGCGUGCUGAUGGUUGACGCGAACCAGGUGUGGGAUGUGCCCCAGGCCGUCGAGUAUAUGAAGCAGCUGCGGCCCAUUAGCCCGUGGUUCAUCGAGGAGCCGACCGCACCCGAUGACGCCGUCGGCCACGCCGCCAUCCGCAAGGCCCUCAAGCCCCACGGUAUUGGCGUUGCGACCGGUGAACAUGCACACAACCGCAUGACUUUCAAGCAGCUACUCCAGCUCGACGCCAUCGACGUGUGCCAGAUCGACUCGUGCCGUGUCGGCGGCAUCCAGGAGAUUCUUGCUAUUCUGCUCAUGAGCGCAAAGUUUGGCGUGCCCGUCUGCCCGCACGCAGGCGGCGUAGGCCUGUGCGAGUACGUCAUUCAUCUCUCUCUCAUCGACUACAUCUGCGUCAGCGGGAGCAUGGAGCGCAACGUCCUCGAGUUUGUCGACCACCUCCACGAACACUUCCUCUACCCGGUCAGCAUAAACAAGGACGGUCGAUACAACGUCCCCAUGGAUCCCAAGGGUGGGUAUUCGAUCGAGAUGUUUGAGAAGAGCAUGAGCGACUACGCGUUCCCCAAUGGCAACUACUGGGUCGCCACUGCCAAGGGCGAGCCGUUUGCUGGCGCUCCUCAGGCGCACUAGACUAGAAAGAUGAUGAACAUGCGUUUGCCUUGCGUGGAGGUGAACAUCUAGAGGCCACAUGGGCAGCAGCAGGGCCGCAACACGGUUCAGAGUCGAGUUUGGCUGCAAGCUGUCAGACAAUCAAUCUCGCCCGUUGAGUGAGAUCCAUGUCUGCACCAUCUAUAGUGCAGCAAUGCAUAGAACGUGCAAAAUCGCGCGG
This is a messenger RNA of Cutaneotrichosporon oleaginosum, 1685 nucleotides long. RefSeq lists its product as uncharacterized. Gene Ontology annotation, biological process: carbohydrate catabolic process; amino acid catabolic process. The record is from RefSeq and is a predicted model, not a curated record. Gene Ontology annotation, molecular function: hydro-lyase activity; magnesium ion binding. Lineage: Eukaryota; Fungi; Basidiomycota; Tremellomycetes; Trichosporonales; Trichosporonaceae.